GUCACACUACCUGGUACGGUAGUAUUAUUUGAAACCCCAAUACCCAAUACCGGUACAUCAAGUUCAGAAAUGUACGUAUUUUCGUUCUAUUUUGGGAAUUCAGCAGUAUCUCUUCUUUCGCUGGUUCCUUUCGAAGAGAAAUCCGGUCCUCUGUCUCAUGCUUGGAUCAAAUAUCGUCAUAGCUUCMCUACUUAGAAAUUGAUGCCAAGCAGCAGGAGAAAGAAUCGCAAGGGCAUUGACGCAAAAAAAUUACCCAGCCACUCAUUUCCUACUUCACUCAAUCCAAUGACGUUCGAAGACACGGCCGCGUCGGCCUCAGAUCUUUUGGUACAACGCAGGAUCGAGGCUGUUAGGGUGGUAAAGGGGAAAGCCUUGCUGAUGAAGGCCAUUGAGGAAAUGAAUGUUGGAAAUUUGAAGCUCGCACUGUGGUUCCUGUCGUCGACUAAGCUGGCGGUGGAAGUUCCAAAAACAACCGUAGUUCUCCGGACCACCACUCCGAAGUACUAUAACGACGAUCUCGAGGAAGAGGAAUACGACGAGAAGAACAGAAACACAGGAACAGCAGAAACAGCAGACAACCUGAUGCAAUCGUUUGAAAUCAACGUCACGGAUUUCUCCUCGUUGACUUCUGCGAAUUCACUCUCGGCAGCCAUCGGACCGUAUCAGGUGCAUACCGAACUAGUUCGCUGCUUGCUGGAGCCGCAGCGUCUCAAACCACCUCUAACUUCCGAGGGUGUGUCGGAUUCAGAACCAAUCCUCGCAUCCACAAACGCUCGUUUGCUGCUUGAAGUUCCUUGCAAUGGCCGCAAGAUUCCAGGGAUGACGCCUCUCGCCAAAGCCUGCCACUGCGGGAACCUGGACUUGGCCAAACUGCUCCUGGAACACGGUGCCAAUCCCAACGUGUGCGGGAACGAUGGCCUGACGCCCCUCAUUCGAAUGGCCAAAAAAGGUGAUCUGAAGAUGAUACGGUUACUGCUUCUCCCAAGAGAGAUUGAUGAGGAGGAUGAGGAAGAAAGAAGCGGAAACUACGAUGACACCCAUUAUCGUAACACAAGCAACAAUCUGGAUUGCACUCCUGCUACUGGUUCACUCUCGUGUCCCUUCGCAGCCGACAGCAGGUCUUGGCCAUCCGUAUACCACAAGCGUCUGCGAUUGAAGCAAGGCCAAGAAGAGGCAGCCAGUCCCGACACAAAAGGACCCAAUGCCAAUGCAUUGAAUUUGAAAUGGGGCACCGACGUGUACCGAUACGACCAGCAGGCCAUGAAUGCCCUGAUCCACGCAUGUACAGAAGACCACCUAGAGGUCGCCGCAUUUUUGGUAGAGACGGUAGGCAACCACAGCAGCAACCAUUGUUGCCGGCAAUCUAUCAUCGACUACGUCAACGACUAUAAGGUCGAUCCGGCGCUGUGGUAUUCGAGUGCCCACGGAAACGCGGACAUCGUCCGCUUCCUAGUUGACGACUGCUCCGCCAAUCCCGACUACCGAAAGGACCCGACCGAGUACUCKUCGACUCCGCUCAUGGAGGCCUGCGAGUGGGGGCACCUCCAAACGGUGAACCUCCUGCUGGAGCGAACUGGGAGCGAUCCGAGGUCUCGCACGGGACGCAAGGCCAGGCAGCUGGCCUCCCGGGCGGGAUACAUCGAGGYAGUGGAGCGGAUGGACACCUGGACAAACCGCCUGAACCAGUUGGAGGACUGGAGUGAGCGCGGAUGGGAACGCGUAUUAUUUUGCGAGGGGUCGACGGCCACGAACACGAUGGUUCCUGCUGCGAAAAUUGUGCACGGGUUGCUCCCGAGGGUUCUGAACAAGGCCGCAAGAAGGCACGAUCUGAUCUUCCGGAUCCUAGUCAAUCAUUUGGAUGAUGUUUUGUGCUAUAACAACAGCAGUGAGAAACGAAGAGCCUAGAAUGCUUGAAACGAUCUAGAGAGU
Pseudo-nitzschia multistriata is the source of this 1929-nucleotide messenger RNA. The record is from the annotation of a GenBank genome assembly. NCBI's taxonomy places the organism in Eukaryota, Bacillariophyta, Bacillariophyceae, Bacillariales, Bacillariaceae.